UGCGGCAUUAUUUUGGCAACCACAUUAGAUUCCCGAUACUUCCCCUUCGUUGAGUCUCUCCUCUCCGCGUUGUCUCCAGGCUUUUGGUCUUUAGAGGGAGGAAAGAGAUGGAGCACGAAUUUCAGGAUGGCAAAGAGGGAGUUAUCCAAGCUUGGUACAUGGAUGACAGUGAUGAAGACCAGAGACUUCCUCAUCACCGUGAGCCCAAGGAAUUUAUCCCAUUGAACAAACUUUCAGAACUUGGUGUUAUUAGCUGGCGCUUGAAGGGUGGUGAUAACCAUGAAGAUGAUGAAAACCUGAAGAAAAUUCGUGAAGCAAGGGGCUACACUUACGUGGAUAUUUGUGAAAUCUGCCCAGAAAAGAUGCCAAACUACGAAGCCAAAAUAAAGAGCUUUUUUGAGGAGCACCUGCACAUUGAUGAAGAGAUCCGUUAUUGCCUUGAAGGAAGUGGUUACUUUGAUGUGAGGGACCAAGAUGACUGUUGGAUCCGAGUGGCUGUGAAGAAAGGGGGUAUGAUUGUGCUACCUGCUGGUAUUUAUCAUAGGUUUACUCUGGACACAGAUAACUACAUCAAGGCACUUCGCCUUUUUGUGGGCGAGCCAGUGUGGACUCCCUAUAACCGUCCCCAUGAUCAUCUUCCUGCAAGGAAGGAGUACAUUGAUGCUUUUGUGAAGAAGGAAGAAGCUGGCAAUCCUGCCAUUACAGCUCAUUGAAGUACUAAGUAGACUGUAUUGCUGGGGGGAAAAAAUGUUCAUGGUUUUGUGAUACUUGCUUAUAAUUUCCGUGUAAUGUGAUGUGAGAUGAUGUUCCUAAAAUAAAAGUACUCUUGUCUAUAUUUCUGGUCACUGAUGUUUGCCUUGUUUA
Messenger RNA from Asparagus officinalis (garden asparagus), 864 nucleotides. RefSeq names its product 1,2-dihydroxy-3-keto-5-methylthiopentene dioxygenase 2-like. Lineage: Eukaryota; Viridiplantae; Streptophyta; Magnoliopsida; Asparagales; Asparagaceae. Bases 108 to 713 code for a protein of 201 amino acids. Gene Ontology annotation, molecular function: acireductone dioxygenase [iron(II)-requiring] activity. The record is from RefSeq and is a predicted model, not a curated record. The transcript is spliced from 7 exons.